Mandrillus leucophaeus (drill) is the source of this 7705-nucleotide messenger RNA. It is a transcript of the gene LRRK1, whose product is annotated as leucine-rich repeat kinase 1. Gene Ontology annotation, biological process: protein phosphorylation. The record is from RefSeq and is a predicted model, not a curated record. Lineage: Eukaryota; Metazoa; Chordata; Mammalia; Primates; Cercopithecidae. Gene Ontology annotation, molecular function: protein kinase activity; ATP binding; protein binding. The transcript has 34 exons. Bases 379 to 6432 code for a protein of 2017 amino acids.
CGGCCACCGAGGGGACGCCUCGAAACCAUUCCGGCGAGAGCUGGCGGCGGCCUUGCUCUGCGAGCUCUUCGCGCCACUCGCCCUCCCCGCCCGCCCGCCGGCCUCAGGAUUGAGGAAGUGCGUCUGGGCCCGGCCCCGGCGCGCGGCCCGAGGCGCGGGGGGCAGACGGCUGUGGGACGGCCAGGCCCCGGCCCGCCAGUGUCCGCCCAGCCCCGCGUCCCGGAGCGUCCGUACCCGGGCCCCGCCGCCGCCGCAGAACAAGAAAGCUUUCUGCUCAUCCAUGGCUAUGAGUUCAUGCCUUAAUGCACCCCACGGCCAGUGACAGUGGCAGUGACAACAGCGGGACCUGCCUUUGAAGAUUGGCUGCUGCAAGGGUUGAUGGCUGGCAUGUCGCAAAGACCACCCAGCAUGUACUGGUGUGUGGGGCCGGAGGAGUCAGCUGUGUGUCCAGAACGCGCCAUGGAGACGCUUAACGGUGCUGGGGACAUGGGCAGCAAACCGUCCACGCCAGGCGGUGACCCUACAGCGCAGUCCCCGAGGACGGAAGGCAUUCGCGCCGCGUACAGGCAGGGAGACCGUGGCGGCGCCCGGGACCUGCUCAAGGAGGCCUGCGACCAGUGCACGUCCCAGCUGGAAAAGGGCCAGCUUCUGAGCAUCCCAGCGGCCUAUGGGGAUCUGGAGAUGGUCCGCUAUCUACUCAGCGAGAGACUGGUGGAGCUGCCCACCGAGCCCAUGGAUGACAACCCAGCCGUGGUAGCAGCGUAUUUUGGGCACACGGCCAUUGUGCAGGAAUUGCUUGAGUCCUUACCAGGUCCCUGCAGUCCCCAGCGGCUGCUGAACUGGAUGCUGGCCUUGGCUUGCCAACAAGGGCACCUGGGGGUUGUGAAGCUCCUGGUCCUGACGCACGGGGCUGACCCAGAGAGCUACGCUGUCAGGAAGAAUGAGUUCCCAGUCAUCGUGCGCUUGCCCCUGUAUGCGGCCAUCAAGUCAGGGAAUGAAGACAUUGCAAUAUUCCUGCUUCGGCAUGGGGCCUAUUUCUGUUCCUACAUCUUACUGGAUAGUCCUGACCCCAGCAAACAUCUGCUGAGAAAGUAUUUCAUUGAAGCCAGUGCCUUGCCCAGCAGUUAUCCGGGAAAAACAGCGCUCCGUGUGAAAUGGUCCCAUCUCAGAUUGCCCUGGGUAGACCUAGACUGGCUCAUAGACAUCUCCUGCCAGAUCACGGAGCUCGACCUUUCUGCCAACUGCCUGGCGACCCUCCCCUCGGUUAUCCCCUGGGGCCUCAUCAACCUCCGGAAGCUGAACCUCUCGCACAACCACCUGGGGGAGCUGCCUGGCGUGCAGUCAUCGGAUGAAAUCAUCUGUUCCAGGCUACUUGAAAUUGACAUUUCCAGCAACAAGUUGUCCCACCUCCCUCCUGGAUUCUUGCACCUCUCAAAACUUCAAAAACUGACAGCUUCAAAAAAUUGUUUAGAAAAAUUGUUCGAAGAAGAAAAUGCCACUAACUGGAUCGGUUUACGGAAGCUACAGGAACUUGAUAUAUCUGACAAUAAAUUGACAGAACUCCCUGCCCUGUUCCUUCACUCUUUCAAGUCCCUCAAUUCUCUGAAUGUCUCCAGAAACAACCUGAAGGUGUUUCCAGAUCCCUGGGCCUGCCCUUUGAAAUGUUGCAAAGCUUCCAGAAAUGCCCUGGAAUGUCUGCCAGACAAAAUGGCUGUCUUUUGGAAAAAUCACCUGAAGGAUGUGGAUUUCUCAGAAAACUCACUCAAAGAAGUUCCCCUGGGACUUUUCCAACUCGAUGCCCUCACAUUCUUGAGGUUACAAGGGAACCAGCUGGCAGCACUUCCACCUCAAGAAAAGUGGACCUGCAGGCAGCUCAAAACCCUGGAUCUCUCCAGAAACCAACUUGGCAAUGUGCGUUUCCAAGCUCUUUCUCAACUCAAAUGCUCUGGUGCCCGUGGAAACAGCACAUUUGACAUGAUUUUCAUGUUUGCAGCAUGUGUGCUGGAAUUUCCGGCCUUCCUAAGUGAGUCUUUGGAAGUCCUUUGCCUGAACGACAACCACCUCGAUGCAGUCCCUCCCUCGGUUUACCUACUGAAGAGCUUAUCAGAGCUCUACUUGGGAAACAACCCUGGCCUCCGGGAGCUCCCUCCUGAGCUGGGGCAGCUGAGCAACCUCUGGCAGCUGGACACUGAAGACCUGACCAUCAGCAAUGUGCCUGCAGAAAUCCGAAAAGAAGGCCCCAAAGCAAUGCUGUGUUACCUGCGUGCUCAGCUGCGGAAAGCAGAGAAGUGCAAGCUGAUGAAGAUGAUCAUCGUGGGCCCCCCGCGCCAGGGCAAGUCCACCCUCCUGGAGAUCUUACAGACGGGGAGGGCCCCCCAGGUGGUGCACGGAGAGGCCACCAUCAGGACCACCAAGUGGGAGCUCCAGAGGCCGGCUGGCUCGAGAGCCAAGGUUGAGUCUGUGGAGUUCAACGUCUGGGACAUCGGGGGACCGGCCAGCAUGGCCACUGUCAACCAGUGCUUCUUCACAGACAAGGCCCUGUACGUGGUGGUCUGGAACCUGGCACUGGGGGAGGAGGCCGUGGCCAACCUCCAGUUCUGGCUGCUCAACAUCGAGGCCAAGGCCCCAAAUGCCGUGGUGCUGGUGGUCGGGACACACCUGGAUUUAAUUGAAGCCAAGUUCCGUGUGGAAAGGAUUGCAACGCUGCGUGCCUAUGUGCUGGCGCUCUGCCGCUCCCCCUCCGGCUCCAGGGCCACAGGCUUCCCAGACAUCACCUUCAAACACUUACAUGAGAUUUCCUGCAAGAGCCUGGAAGGCCAGGAAGGGCUGCGGCAGCUGAUCUUCCACGUCACGUGCAGCAUGAAGGACGUGGGCAGCACCAUCGGCUGCCAGCGACUGGCAGGGAGGCUGAUCCCCAGGAGCUACCUGAGUCUGCAGGAGGCCGUGCUGGCAGAGCAGCAGCGCCGCAGCCUGGACGACGACGUGCAGUACCUGACGGACAGGCAGCUGGAGCAGCUGGUGGAGCAGACGCCCGACAAUGACAUCAAAGACUACGAGGACCUGCAGUCGGCUAUCAGCUUCCUCAUAGAAACUGGCACCCUGCUACACUUCCCAGACACCAGCCACGGCCUGAGGAACCUCUACUUCCUCGACCCUAUUUGGCUGUCCGAAUGUCUGCAGAGGAUCUUUAACAUUAAGGGCUCCCGGUCAGUGGCCAAGAAUGGGGUGAUCAGAGCAGAAGACCUCAGGAUGCUGCUGGUGGGGACUGGCUUCACACAGCAGACGGAAGAGCAGUACUUCCAGUUCCUGGCCAAGUUUGAGAUCGCCCUGCCCGUCGCCAAUGACAGCUACCUCCUGCCCCAUCUCCUUCCAUCUAAACCUGGCCUGGACACCCACGGCAUGCGGCACCCCACAGCCAACACCAUUCAAAGGGUAUUCAAGAUGAGCUUCGUUCCUGUUGGCUUCUGGCAAAGGUUUAUAGCACGGAUGCUGAUCAGUCUGGCGGAGAUGGACUUGCAGCUUUUUGAAAACAAGAAGAAUACUAAAAGCAGGAACAGGAAAGUCGCCAUUUACAGUUUUACAGGAAACCAGAGAAAUCGCUGUAGCACAUUCAGAGUGAAAAGAAAUCAGACCAUCUAUUGGCAGGAAGGGCUCCUGGUCACUUUUGAUGGGGGCUACCUCAGUGUGGAAUCUUCCGAUGUGAACUGGAAAAAGAAGAAAAGUGGAGGAAUAAAAAUCAUUUGUCAAUCAGAAAUGAGGGACUUCUCAGCCAUGGCUUUCAUCACAGAUCAUGUCAAUUCCUUGAUUGAUCAGUGGUUUCCUGCCCUGACGGCCACAGAGAGUGACGGGACUCCACUCAUGGAGCAGUAUGUGCCCUGCCCAGUCUGCGAGACAGCCUGGGCCCAGCACACAGACCCCAGUGAGAAAUCAGAGGGUGUGCAAUACUUCGACAUGGAGGACUGCGUCCUCACGGCCAUCGAGCGGGACUUCAUCUCCUGCCCCAGACACCCGGACCUCCCCGUGCCGCUCCAGGAGCUGGUCCCUGAACUGUUCAUGACCGACUUCCCGGCCAGGCUCUUCCUGGAGAACAGCAAGCUGGAGCACAGCGAGGACGAGGGCAGCGUCCUGGGCCAGGGUGGCAGUGGCACCGUCAUCUACCGGGCCCGGUACCAGGGCCAACCCGUAGCUGUCAAGCGCUUCCACAUCAAAAAAUUCAAGAACUUUGCUAACGUCCCAGCAGACACCAUGCUGAGGCACCUGCGGGCCACGGACGCCAUGAAGAACUUCUCUGAGUUCCGGCAGGAGGCCAGCAUGCUGCACGCGCUGCAGCACCCCUGCAUUGUGGCGCUUAUCGGCAUCAGCAUCCACCCGCUCUGCUUCGCCCUGGAGCUCGCGCCGCUCAGCAGCCUCAACACCGUGCUGUCGGAGAAUGCCAGAGAUUCUUCCUUCAUACCGCUGGGACACAUGCUCACCCAAAAAAUAGCCUACCAGAUUGCCUCGGGCCUGGCCUACCUGCACAAGAAAAACAUCAUCUUCUGCGACCUGAAGUCGGACAACAUUCUGGUGUGGUCCCUUGACGUCAAGGAGCACAUCAACAUCAAGCUAUCUGACUACGGGAUUUCGAGGCAGUCAUUCCAUGAGGGUGCUCUAGGCGUGGAGGGCACUCCUGGCUACCAGGCCCCAGAGAUCAGGCCUCGCAUUGUGUAUGAUGAGAAGGUAGAUAUGUUCUCCUAUGGAAUGGUGCUCUACGAGUUGCUGUCAGGACAGCGACCUGCACUGGGCCACCACCAGCUCCAGAUUGCCAAGAAACUGUCCAAGGGCAUCCGCCCAGUUCUGGGGCAGCCGGAGGAAGUGCAGUUCCAUCGAUUGCAGGCGCUCAUGAUGGAGUGCUGGGACACUAAGCCAGAGAAGCGACCACUGGCCCUGUCGGUUGUGAGCCAGAUGAAGGACCCGACCUUUGCCAUCUUCAUGUAUGAGCUGCACUGUGGAAAGCAGACAGCCUUCUUCUCGUCCCAGGGCCAGGAGUACACCGUGGUGUUUUGGGACGGAAAAGAGGAGUCCAGGAACUACACGGUGGUGAACACAGAGAAGGGUCUCAUGGAGGUGCAGAGGAUGAGCUGCCCCGGGAUGAAGGUGAGCUGCCAGCUCCAGGUCCAGAGAUCCCUGUGGACAGCCACUGAGGACCAGAAAAUCUACAUCUACACCCUCAAGGGCAUGUGUCCCUUAAACACACCCCAGCGGGCCUUGGACACUCCAGCUGUCGUCACCUGCUUCUUGGCCGUGCCUGUUAUUAAAAAGAAUUCCUACCUGGUCUUAGCGGGCCUUGCCGAUGGGCUUGUGGCUGUGUUUCCCGUGGUGCGGGGCGCCCCAAAGGACAGCUGCUCCUACCUGUGCUCACACACAGCCAACAGGUCCAAGUUCAGCAUCGCAGACGAAGACGCACGGCAGAACCCCUACCCAGUGAAGGCCAUGGAGGUGGUCAACAGUGGCUCUGAGGUCUGGUACAGCAAUGGGCCGGGCCUCCUUGUCAUUGACUGUGCCUCCCUGGAGAUCUGCAGGCGGCUGGAGCCCUACGCGGCCCCUUCCGUGGUUACGUCGGUCGUGUGCAGUUCUGAGGGCAGAGGGGAGGAGGUUGUCUGGUGCCUGGAUGACAAGGCCAACUCCUUGGUGAUGUACCACUCCACCACCUACCAGCUGUGUGCCCGGUACUUCUGUGGGGACCCCAGCCCCCUCAGGGACAUGUUUCCCGUGCGGCCCUUGGACAUGGAACCCCUGGCAGCCAGCCACACUGCCAACCCAAAGGUGCCCGAGGGGGACUCCAUCACGGACGUGAGCAUCAUGUACAGUGAGGAGCUGGGCACACAGAUCCUGACCCACCAGGAGUCACUCACCGACUACUGCUCCAUGUCCUCCUACUCCUCAUCCCCACCCCGCCAGGCUGCCAGGUCCCCCUCCAGCCUCCCCAGCUCCCCGGCAAGUUCUUCCAGCGUGCCUUUCUCCCCUGACUGCGAGGACUCAGACAGGCUACACGAGCCCAGUGCUGCCUCUGACAGGUCUGAGCAUGACCUGACCCCCAUGGACGGGGAGACCUUCAGCCAGCACCUGCAGGCCGUGAAGAUCCUCGCCGUCAGAGACCUCAUUUGGGUCCCCAGGCGCGGUGGAGAUGUUAUCGUCAUUGGCCUGGAGAAGGAUUCUGGUGCCCAGCGGGGCCGAGUGAUCGCCGUCUUAAAAGCCCGAGAGCUGACUCCACAUGGGGUGCUGGUGGAUGCUGCUGUGGUGGCAAAGGACACUGUUGUGUGCAGCUUUGAAAACGAAAACACAGAGUGGUGCCUGGCUGUCUGGAGGGGCUGGGGUGCCAGGGAGUUUGACAUUUUCUACCAGUCCUAUGAGGAGCUGGGCCGGCUGGAGGCUUGCACACGCAAGAGAAGGUAAUUCCUGUGGAAUGACAGUCACACAUGCAGAGCUGGCUGGUCCCAGGCUGCAGCCUGACCCCUCUGCCAUCAGCCUCUAGUUCUCCAAGGACCUAGAAGACAGAUGGAGCUCUCCCCUGAACUCCUUGACUCCUUGCUGCUAAGAAGUGCUGAGAAGUUACCCGCCUGGCGGUGGCUCCAGGGUUCUCUGGUUCUCCGGAGCAGAGUUAUCUGAAUACCCCAUCCCCCAACUGCUGAUUUCACAGCCCCAGGGAAGACAGUGGUAUCAGGCUGGGCAGGGCCUCCGCUGGCCUCCUCCAUCAGUUUCCAGGAGCAGGGGUGGAGGAUCCCGUUCUGAGCUGGGUCAAACAAAGUAGGGCCGGGCCUUCCUGCCAUCGCUGGGUCUCAGAUGGAAUUACACUAGAGGCCCUCGGUUGGGAAGCAGUUGAGGUAGAGCAGGAGGGGGGCUGUAACCCCUGCCCUUUCCCCGCCGGAGACCUCAGGCUCUCAGCACAUUCCACAGGCUCCUGAGUCCCUGAGGCCUGGGCCAGCUUGGGCAAGCCAAGAUCAGAUGUCUCUGUGUUCGGGAAGGUCUCCGUGUGGGAAAGCCCUCGGAGGACACUGGGUGAGGAGCGUUGCCCCAUCCGGAGAAUGAAUGAGUUCCUUUAAGCGCCGCAGCCAGAAAGCCCAGAGGCGCAUAGUGCGAGUGCACCAGCUUAGCCUUUACAUUCCUCUCCACCGACAAAAGGAAGGGGAAACUCAAUCAGCAGGACUUCAGAAAGGGCCUUGUGUUUAUAGCUUUGUCAAGUAAAUUUGGACGCAGCUGGAGCACAAGCCCUGUUUGUUUGCACAUAAAAAUCUUGUUUAUCACUUUUAAAAAUUCAGUAAUAUCUCAGCGGUCAGGCUUCUGGUUGUGAAAUCACAUUGUAUGGGAUUUAUACCAAAUUAUGUAUUUGCUAAACUUUCGCUCCACACGUGUACAGCAGAGUACGAAAAGGAAAAUUGUCCACAGGGGGUUUAUGGAUACAACAGCAAACAUUGUAUAAAUUAUGCACAUGCAUCUAUUACACACAUGCACACAUAUAUGCACACACAUGUGCAAACAUAGCCACUUUUUUGUCAAGGGUUACCCUUUGGGGCGUCUUAAACCAGAAUGGGAGUUUGAAAGAGAGAUCAUACUCCAGCUGAAGUUUGUUGACCCUUUUCUAAAAUUAAAAAGAUCAAAUUUAGUAUUUGCGGGAUAUGCAGGGGGAUGAGACUCUUUUAAUCUCAAAAUAAACAGAUUCUUUCAAGAA